Molecule: messenger RNA, 897 nt
Organism: Cyclopterus lumpus (lumpfish)
Lineage: Eukaryota; Metazoa; Chordata; Actinopteri; Perciformes; Cyclopteridae
Gene: vgll2b
Product: vestigial-like family member 2b
Exons: 4
Coding region: 1-897 (298 amino acids)
Biological process (GO): regulation of transcription by RNA polymerase II
Cellular component (GO): nucleus
Source: RefSeq, a predicted model, not a curated record
AUGAGCUGUUUGGAUGUUAUGUACCCAGCCUAUGGACAUUACGCACCGUACGCCACGACUGUUCCUGCUUUAAUCAAUAGCUUACAGGCUCCCACAGGUCUGAGCAGCACUUCUUUCUGCCGGGAUUUUAUGGACACUCCCAGGGGUCCCGAGGGGAUGUCUAGGGGCCCAGGCACAGGAGGAUCCUCUUCAUCUUCAUCCAACUCUUCCUCUUCCUCCUACACGCCUGCAGCUUUAAGGCCAGAGGAGGGCCCCAAGGAGAAGCAGGAGGCCCCUGAGGCAGAAUACCUGACUUCUCGCUGUGUCCUCUUCAGCUACUACCAUGGAGACAUCAGCAGCGUGGUGGACGAGCACUUCUCCAGAGCCCUCAGCGCCUACAUGGACGGGGAGGGCAAACGGCGGGCACCAGACCAACAGGGCGCAGACACCCCUUCACCGAGCAGUCGACGAAGCUUCCCCCCAUCCUUCUGGGACAGUAACUACUCCUCGCCGCAGAGCCGUUCCCACUGUGAGACAGGUGUGCCUUCAUAUUCCAUGGACCCAUACGCAUCAGCCUUGCACCCGGGCCUGCCUCACCCACACGCUCAUCCUCACACCCACCCUCACCCAGCAGAGAGCUGGGGAUAUCCCCAGGCCUCAGCCUACGGCCACUCACGGCCUCUCCACGAACUGUAUUCACCGUCAGCUUUAGAGCCCCAUUACGGGCCCCUGCUUAUGCCCACGGUGAGGCCACCUCAUCCCCUAACCUUGCCAAGCCACUAUGAUGUGAGCAAGCUGGAGCCCACUGCCUCCUGGCCCGGCUUGCUUCCACCAGGAGACGUCAGCCAGACGCUGGCUCUCAACAUGGAUGCAGGCCUUCAGCAGCACAAGAAAGGCAAGGAGCUGUACUGGUUCUAA